AUGGCUGACAACUGGGGUACAGAAAACGUCGUCAUCGACGCCGCUCCGGCUACCGAAGCUCCAGAGGUUGCUCUCUUCGGAAAGUGGUCCCUCCAAAGCGUGAAUGUCUCCGACAUCUCUCUCGUCGACUACAUUCCAGUCAAGGAAAAGUCUGCCAAGUACCUUCCUCACUCCGCUGGACGUUUCCAAGUCCGCCGUUUCCGUAAGGCUGCUUGCCCAAUCGUUGAGCGUCUUGCCAGCUCCUUGAUGAUGCACGGACGCAACAACGGAAAGAAGCUCAUGACUGUCAGAAUCGUGAAGCACGCUUUCGAGAUCAUCUACUUGCUCACCGGAGAGAAUCCAGUCCAAGUUUUGGUCAACGCCGUCAUCAACUCGGGACCACGUGAAGACUCGACCCGUAUCGGUCGUGCCGGAACUGUCCGCAGACAAGCUGUUGACGUUGCUCCACUCAGAAGAGUCAACCAGGCUAUCUGGCUUCUUUGCACCGGAGCUCGUGAGGCUGCAUUCAGAAACGUCAAGACCAUUGCUGAGUGCUUGGCUGACGAGCUUAUCAAUGCAGCCAAGGGAUCCUCCAACAGCUACGCCAUCAAGAAGAAGGACGAGCUCGAGCGUGUCGCCAAGUCCAACCGAUAA
Caenorhabditis remanei is the source of this 633-nucleotide messenger RNA. RefSeq lists its product as uncharacterized. The record is from RefSeq and is a predicted model, not a curated record. Lineage: Eukaryota; Metazoa; Nematoda; Chromadorea; Rhabditida; Rhabditidae. Gene Ontology annotation, biological process: translation; ribosomal small subunit assembly. The transcript is spliced from 4 exons. Gene Ontology annotation, cellular component: cytosolic small ribosomal subunit; ribosome. The coding region runs from base 1 to 633 and encodes 210 amino acids. Gene Ontology annotation, molecular function: mRNA binding; rRNA binding; structural constituent of ribosome.